Messenger RNA from Helicoverpa zea (corn earworm), 1107 nucleotides. RefSeq lists its product as uncharacterized. The transcript has 5 exons. NCBI's taxonomy places the organism in Eukaryota, Metazoa, Arthropoda, Insecta, Lepidoptera, Noctuidae. The coding region runs from base 124 to 804 and encodes 226 amino acids. The record is from RefSeq and is a predicted model, not a curated record.
UUUGUUAUCAAAGUGCAGGACCACCUCGUUAUCAGCGCGUAGCCCUAAUGAGUCACAUUUGUAUUAAAAUACCAGCAAACUGCGAAGACGAGGCAGUCACUUGUGAACGAGAGCACUGAAAACAUGGCAGAUCGUACGCCGUAUUAUGGUUGGGGCGCCCCACCACCCCAUGGCUAUCCUCCACCGCACGGUCACCCUCACCCCAUGUACCCGGGUCAACCCGGGGUAGUGUUCUACCCCGUGCACCCCGCGUACUUCUACCCCUACCCUGGUGGGCAAAUGCCUCCGCCUCCCGAUGGCGGUGAAGUCACUGUGGUCGAUAACUCAGAGCCUGAAUUGCCCGGAGAAACUGUCGAGUUGCCGUGGAGUACAUACCGUUGGGUCCCCGCAUGCUUGAGCCAGCGCUCCAUCCCCCCCGGCGCGCUGCGCGUGGGCACCGAUGUGGACGGAGACGAGAUCUACGCCGGCAGGGCUCCCCAUGAGGGUGACAUCCUGCCCGCCAAGGUCAUCCCCACCAAGAACGCCUGCUACGUUUGCUGGGGUGGCGAGGAGAUCGUCAAGGAUCAGUUUGAGGUGCUAGUCCCCGCGAUGUUCUCGUGGCAGUUCUCCACUGGUGGAGAGGUUCCCCCCGGCGCAGUAGCCGCGGGUGUCACCGCUGACGGCGAGAAGUUGUACUACGGAAGAGUCACACAUGACGGAUGCACCACUCCUGGCAAGAUCCAGUCUAGUCACGGCGUCUGCUACUACCCCUUCGGUGGCGAGGAGAGGAGCUCAGCCGAAUACGAAGUCCUCGUCCUCAUGUAAACUAACAUUAUCAUUAUUUAUACUGUAAAAAUAUAAAGUAAUAAUCGUUAAUUCUACCCUAGAUACUAUGAAAAAAAGUCUAUUUUUCAACUUGCUCAAAAUCAGGCGUUACAUUUUCUUAUAUGAUUAAAAGUACACUAUUAUUAUUAUUUAAUGAGUACGUGGGCAGUUUACAUAAGCAGAGAUCAUUUUUUUAUUAUGAAGUUUUAGAAUAAGUCGUUAUACGUAGAUAUGUGUGACUACAAUACGUUUUGUCGUAGACUGCUAUACCUAAGUAAAUAAAGAUUUUAUCGUAUAUAUUUA